This is a messenger RNA of Vanderwaltozyma polyspora DSM 70294, 870 nucleotides long. RefSeq lists its product as uncharacterized. NCBI's taxonomy places the organism in Eukaryota, Fungi, Ascomycota, Saccharomycetes, Saccharomycetales, Saccharomycetaceae. The coding region runs from base 1 to 870 and encodes 289 amino acids. The transcript has a single exon. The record is from RefSeq and is a predicted model, not a curated record.
AUGUAUGUUUCAAUAAACUCAGUAAAGUUAUAUUUUACUGUUCUGGCUGCGGUGAAGCUUGUUAGCGGUCUAACUGUUGAAAGUCCAGGAAGUAAUAAUGUAACCAUUUCUGACAAAAACAGUUUGGAAAAUAUCAAACAAAGCGGAGGAAUCGUUUAUGUCUCGAACUCUGAAAACAUCACCGACUACAUUUCUAUGUAUGCUAACACCGACAUAGUUAUUAAAGAUAAUAGCACUGGUAUUGUUUAUUCUAAUAUCUUCAAAUGGCACGAAGAGGACAAUUCCAAUCCUAUCUUUGGAAUACACAAAGAUGAAAAAUCUAAUGGUAUCUUCGCUAAGAAGGACCCAAUUGUCUAUGACGUGGGCGGUUGGCAUUAUUUUUGGGAUCAACUCCAAACCAUUCACUCUGGAGAAUGGUGGUCUCCAUGGUAUCCUGUUUCACAGUGUUUCGAUAACUCUCUUAGUGGUGACGAAGCAGUUAUUAAUAUUGGCUAUGGAUACUAUUAUGGUUGGUCAAUGGAACGGAUUUUGUUUCUUAAUGAAAAGGCUUUAUCAGCAUCGACUGGAUAUUCUGUUAGUAGAUCGAUCAGUAAAAGUGCCGAACUGGAGUGUCAUAUCCCUGCAGGUACUGAUGGCCAGGUUUGGUAUCAACAAAGAAUGAUGUGGGCAGAUGUCCAAACGCAAGGCUGUUCUAAAAGUGGAAGUGGUAAAACCGCAUGUGGCCGAUGGACAGCUUAUAACAGAAUCAACGCUCCAAUAAAAGGGGAAUCGUCGAAUUCCCACUUUGAUUGCAGAACUGGAGAUACCAACAUUGACUGUAAUGCAAAUAUAGGUGACUGGUUUAGGUUGAAACAUUUUUAUAAAGAAUAG